CUCCGCUCCCCGCCCCGGUGCCGCUGCCCGCCGGUGUGGGAGACCGAACCGUUAGCCGGGAGAAGCCGGCGGGGCCAUGGCGGUGAUCUUGUGAAUUAGUGUACCAUCAAUGAUGGCAGAACAUCCACCGUUACUGGAUACCACUUCGAUUAUAAGUAGUGAAAUCCCUCUUCUAACUUCCCCUAUUGUUAGUGGGGAUGGAGCACAACAGGUUAUUCUUGUGCAAGUUAAUCCAGGGGAAGCAUUUACAAUAAGAAGAGAAGAUGGACAGUUUCAGUGCAUUACAGGUCCUGCUCAGGUUCCAAUGAUGUCCCCAAAUGGUUCAGUGCCUACUAUUUAUGUGCCUCCUGGAUAUGCCCCACAGGUUAUUGAGGAUAACGGUGUUCGAAGGGUUGUGGUGGUUCCCCAGCCUCCGGAAUUUCAUCCUGGUGGUCACGCAGUGAUACACAGGCCUCCGCAUCCCCCACUGCCUGGCUUCCUGCCUCUUCCAGCCAUGAUACCCCCUCCACCACGUCAUAUAUACUCACCCGUGACCGGAGCCGGUGACAUGGCAACGCAGUACAUUCCGCAGUAUCACACCUCACAAGUAUAUGGGGAUCUGGAUACUCUGCCUGGUCAUGGAAGAUCCAACUUUAGAGACGAAAGGUCUAGUAAAACAUAUGAAAGGUUACAAAAAAAAUUAAAAGAUCGACAUGGAACUCAGAAGGAUAAGUUAAACAGUCCUCCAUCAUCUCCUCAGAAAUGUCCUUCUCCUACAAGUGAACAUAAUGGACUUACAAAAGGACAGGAUGCAGCUGGUAUAAGCACAGGUUCUACCAAAAGCAAGUCUUUGGGCAAAGGAAAAAGCAAUUCUCAGACAGACACAGAAGUAGAAGAAAAGGAUGAAGAAACAAAAGCACUUGAAGCACUUCUUUCUAAUAUAGCCAAGCCAGUGGUAUCGGACAUUCAGGCAAGAACAGCACUGCUUAUGUGGUCCCCUCCAUCAAGUGAUACUAGAGAAGACACUGACAAGAAUGACGUACCAGAGGUUUAUACUUACGAAGUGAUGAUUUCAAGUACCGGAAAAGAUGGAAAGUACAAAACUAUAUACGUUGGAGAAGAAAAUAAAGUUACUGUAAAUGAUCUCAGGCCAGCAACUGAUUACCAUGCAAAAGUCCAAGUAGAAUGCAACUGUGUAAAGGGGAGCCCUUCAGAAGCAGAGAGUUUUACCACAACAAGUUGUGAACCUGAUACUCCAAAUCUGCCCAGGAUAACUAAUCGGACCAAAAAUUCUCUUACUCUGCAGUGGAAGGCAUCUUGUGAUAAUGGUUCUAAAAUCCACAGUUACCUUUUAGAAUGGGAUGAAGGAAAAGGAAAUGGAGAGUUUUGCCAGUGUUAUUAUGGCCAACAGAAGCAGUAUAGGAUUACUAAACUAUCACCAGCAAUGGGGUACACCUUUAGGCUAGCAGCCAAAAAUGACAUGGGAAUGAGUGGUUUUAGUGAAGAAGUCCUGUAUCAUACCUCAGGCACUGCCCCAACCACACCAGCAAGUCCUUUGCUGAUUAAUGCUGGAGUUACUUGGUUAUCCCUACAGUGGACAAAACCCUCAGGAACACCAUCAGAUGAAGGAAUCUCGUAUAUAUUAGAGAUGGAGGAUGAGAACUCAGGAUAUGGUUUCAAGCCAAAAUAUGAUGGUGACGAUCUUACCUACACAGUGAAGAAUUUGAGGCGUAGUACAAAAUAUAAAUUUAGGGUCAUUGCCUAUAACUCAGAAGGGAAAAGCAGUCCAAGUGAGACAGUAGAAUACAUUACUUGCCCAGACAAGCCUGGAGCACCUUCAAAACCCACAGUGAAAGGAAAAAUUCAUGCACAGAGUUUUAAAAUAACCUGGGAUCUGCCAAAAGACAAUGGAGGAGCAGCAAUAAAUACAUAUGUUGUGGAAAUGUCUGAAGGCGUAAAUGGAAACAAAUGGGACACAAUAUACAGCGGAGCUGCUAGGGAACAUGUGUGUGACCGACUAAAUCCUGGCUGUUCCUAUCGCUUACGUGUAUAUUGCGUUGGGGAAGGAGGACAAAGCAUGGCAUCUGACUCUUUACUGGUGCAGACUCCGGCAGUGGUUCCUGGUCCAUGCCAGCCUCCAAGGCUACAGGGUAGACCGAGAGCAAGAGAAAUUCAGCUGCGCUGGGGGCCACCUCAGGUAGAUGGUGGUUCACCCAUUACCUGUUACGGUCUGGAAAUGUUUCAGACAGAAACCGAUGAACACAGAGAUGUUUACCAAGGCUCUGAUGUUGAAUGCACAGUAGGCAGCCUUCUUCCAGGGAGGAUGUACAACUUCAGACUGCGAGCAGCUAACAAGGCUGGGUUUGGACCUUACUCGGAAAAAUGUGAAAUAACUACAGCACCUGGACCACCAGACCAGUGCAAGCCCCCUCAAGUGACAUGCAGAUCUGCUGCAUGUGCUCAGGUGUCAUGGGAGGUUCCAGUGAGUAACGGAGCUGAUGUCACGGAGUAUCGACUGGAGUGGGGCGGUGUGGAAGGAUGCAUGCAGAUCUCCUAUUGCGGGCCUGGGCUCAACUGUGAAAUGAAAGGGCUUUUGCCUGCCUCUAUAUACUACUGCAGGGUUCAGGCAGUGAAUGUCGCAGGCGCGGGCCCUUUCAGUGACGUAGUGGCAUGUAUGACUCCAGCCUCUGUACCUGCAGUUGUGACUUGUCUUCGGGGACUAAGUGAAGAUGAAGUCGAAAGUCCACACUAUUCUCCUUCCACAUGCCUUGCUAUAAGCUGGGAAAAGCCUUGUGACCAUGGAUCUGAAAUCCUUGGCUACAGCAUAGAUUUUGGAGAAAAGCAACCAAUAACUGUUGGGAAGGUUCUGACCUAUUUUAUAGAUGGCUUACAGCCAGAUACUACCUACAGAGUACGAAUUCAAGCCCUAAACAGUCUCGGAGCAGGUCCUUUCAGCCACACCAUAAAACUGAAAACAAAGCCUCUCCCCCCGGACCCACCUCGCCUGGAAUGUGCUGCAUACAGUUCUCAGACCCUCAAGCUGAAGUGGGGAGAGGGCACUGCAAAAGCAUUAACUGACUCCAUUCAGUACCACCUUCAAAUGGAGGAUAAGAACGGAAGGUUUGUAUCCUUAUACAGGGGACCAUGUCAUACAUACAAAGUACAGAGACUCAGUGAGUCAACUUCAUACAAAUUUUGUAUCCAGGCAUGUAAUGAAGCUGGUGAAGGUCCCCUUUCUCAAGAAUAUGUUUUCACUACUCCCAAAUCUGUUCCAGCUGCCUUGAAAGCACCAAGGAUAGAGAGAAUAAACGAUCACACUUGUGAAAUCACUUGGGAGGUUCUGCAGCCCAUGAAGGGUGAUCCAGUUAUCUACUGUCUUCAGGUCAUGGUGGGAAAAGACUCGGAAUUCAAACAGAUUUAUAAGGGUCCAGACUGGUCAUUCCGAUACACGGGCCUGCAGCUGAACUGUGAAUACCGUUUCCGCGCGUGUGCCAUCCGACAGUGCCAAGAGACGGCGGGUCAUCAGGACCUGAUAGGCCCCUACAGCGCACCGGUGCUAUUCGUCUCCCAGCGGACUGAACCACCGGCGAGCACCAACAAGGACACUGUGCAAACCACAAGGACACAAUGGUCACAGAGCGACCAAGUGUGUGCUGCUGUCAUCCUCGCACUUUUUGCUAUCUUUUCCAUUCUGAUUGCUGUUAUCAUUCAGUACUUUGUAAUAAAGUGAAGAAAAGA
Haliaeetus leucocephalus (bald eagle) is the source of this 3717-nucleotide messenger RNA. RefSeq names its product fibronectin type III domain containing 3A (gene FNDC3A). The transcript is spliced from 26 exons. Gene Ontology annotation, molecular function: protein binding. Lineage: Eukaryota; Metazoa; Chordata; Aves; Accipitriformes; Accipitridae. The record is from RefSeq and is a predicted model, not a curated record. Bases 110 to 3709 code for a protein of 1199 amino acids.